AUGGUCAAUAUUAAAGACGAGCAACAAAAUUGUCCCUCUGCUGAUGAUUCUUCAUCCAUCGACAAAAAUCUCCCGCUAGCCUCUGCUUUACCGCUGACUACACAGAACCAAUCUGAUGAACAUAUUGAUCCCUCGCCUCAACAACCUGACUUAACAGCUCUACCGCUACCUGAACCUAACCAGCCAAGUCUGUUUCCCGAACAACAGCCUACCCAACCUUCUCAACCCUCUGAACAACCUACCCCGCUUUCUCAUCCGUCCGAACAACCCAGCCAAUCCUCUCAAUUUUCUGAAUCUACCCCUACAGACUCACCCCUCAUCACUUCUCAAGGUCUAAUCGCUUCAAUCAAAUCUGCUAUGAAACCACCUUCCCGCCGAACACCUGCCAAACUGCCUGAUGAACCUUCUCUUGCGUGCCUUCGAAAAUCUACCGUGCCAACACUUGUAACCGGAAAACCCCGUUCUUCUAUCCCUGUACCUACCACAUCACACACUCCCAUAUUGGUCACUCCUAACAACCCAGAGAAAGAGAUGGAAACUACUCACAAACUGAGAAGAGAAUCAUCAUCAUCUGAACUCUCGACCCCCUACCUCAGGGAGGAAAAAGGGGAGAAACAGGUCAAGGAAAUCCAUGUAAGCUUAUAA
Stylophora pistillata is the source of this 645-nucleotide messenger RNA. RefSeq names its product proteoglycan 4-like. Lineage: Eukaryota; Metazoa; Cnidaria; Anthozoa; Scleractinia; Pocilloporidae. The record is from RefSeq and is a predicted model, not a curated record.